Messenger RNA from Topomyia yanbarensis, 1113 nucleotides. It is a transcript of the gene Pex2, whose product is annotated as peroxisome biogenesis factor 2. The record is from RefSeq and is a predicted model, not a curated record. Gene Ontology annotation, biological process: protein import into peroxisome matrix. Lineage: Eukaryota; Metazoa; Arthropoda; Insecta; Diptera; Culicidae. Bases 121 to 951 code for a protein of 276 amino acids. Gene Ontology annotation, molecular function: zinc ion binding. Gene Ontology annotation, cellular component: peroxisomal membrane. The transcript has 4 exons.
UUAUGCUAUCAGAUGAAACGAAUUUGAAAACCAAAACAAAACUAAGAAUGGAAAUGGACUUUGUUCCUCACUAUCUAAUUUGCUUUCCCAUUUAAUAGCGCUAAACCUAAAUUUGAUAAAAUGAAAACUAACUUCGUACCUCGAGUAAAUCAGCUCGACUCCAUACAGCUAGAUAACGAGAUAAUCAACAUUCUCAAGGAACAAAUUUACAAUGUCCUGCGAAAUUUGCCGCCUGGCAUCUUCAGUGGUUUCCAGCCAGAAAUAAACCUACUGACAAGUUCUGCCCUGUGGAACUACUCAAUCCGUAAAUCCCAUGCUACAUUCGGCCAGCAGAUGCUAUCAAUCACCUAUGAACAGGACCAGCUUGGACCGAACAAAUUAAAAUCCCACUAUGCUCUAACUGUUGCCCUGGGAUAUCUGAAAGAACUAGCCCUAUUCCGGUUAACCGAGUGGACGUUUCUUCAGCGAAUGAUUUCCAUAGUGGAGAAUGCUUUGACAUGCUUGAACUUUGUCAAUUUCUUUCGCUUCCUACGAACAGGACGAAAACCAUCACUGGUCGAUUAUAUACUGCAAAUAGAUCAUCGAUCCAUCGAUGGAGCCAAGCGAAGGAACAUCGGUUAUUCCUACAUGACCCGAGAACUUAUCUGGACGGGUUUUAUGGAACUGCUUGGUUUUACGAUUCCAAUUAUCAACUACCAUGCUUUGAAGCGAAGGAUCAGGAAUUUUUUUAGACUGGAAAGUGGCCCACCGGGCGUCGGUAGGAUCGAACUGAAUGUGGAUAGUAAAUGUGUUUACUGCAAUGAGCGUGUGACGCUUCCGCAUCAUAUGGGAUGUGGACAUGUGUACUGUUAUUAUUGUUUGAAGGGGAAUUUGUUAGCGGAUGCAGGCUUUCAAUGCAAUGUAUGCGACUUUGGAAGCGGAAUUUUCGAAAAGGUUAUUGUUGGUGGAUGAAUUGGUUGUUAAUUUGUAGUUUUGUUUAAUUUAACUGAAUGGCAGGUACAGUUUUUGUGGACCGUUCUAGACUGUUCGCAAAACAAAUUAAAGCGGCAAAUCGGUGGAGUGAAAAAUAUAAAAGGUGGCUUGUGUUUUUUCACAAAUGAAUCCUAAAAAAUU